Messenger RNA from Blepharisma stoltei, 330 nucleotides. Lineage: Eukaryota; Ciliophora; Heterotrichea; Heterotrichida; Blepharismidae. The record is from the annotation of a GenBank genome assembly.
AUGGAUAAAUUGAAGUGUAUUAUAGAAGGAUGCCAAAAUCUUCCUGCUUACAUAUGCGAUUGCAGAUCAAAUACUCUGAUUUGUUUUCCGCAUGUUGGCCCUCAUAUAAUACCUGAUAAAAAUAGGCAUAAUAUAUUAGAACUUUAUGUUGAGCCCGAUUCAAACACUGUAAAAUCUGUCAGGUCAUUCUUACUUCUAACCUUUUCUUGGGUUGAUGAUUUGAUUUAUAUUAAAAUCGAUAAUAAUUUUAAGUCAUGAAAUAAAUUAAUUUUGAAAAAUUGUAAAAUAUUUGCAAACCAAAUGGUAAUUCGUUUAUCGGUAAGAAUUUAG